AGUUUCAGAGUUCAGUUCAGUUUGUUAAAAGAGCUCAUUAAAACCUCUACACACGUCAAACGUAUACGUCAGUUGCAAUUGAAAUCUAAACAAGAAUAGUUAGUAGUUGUUGUGCUGCUGAUGGCUGCCCGAUUCUACUAUUCACAGCUAAAAGUUUCUAUUUUUUAUUGUUAAUUUCUGUGAGUGUUUUAAGAACAAGUAUAAUAGAAACAAAAACAACUACAGCAGUCAAAAAAAAAGAAAAAAGCAAAGUGUCCUGUUUCUUUACAUUUUCAAAGAUUAAUGUAGUUAUUUGACGCCAAUUAAAAAGUGUCGAUUGCAAAUUAUUUACGCUUGUAGUUUUUUCAACAAAAGAACUCAUCUGAUAUAAAUACAAUACAAUCUCUGCCAAUCACUUAAUUAUCAAAAAAAAAAAAUAAAUAAAAUUAAAGAAUAAACUGCCUGUUAAACAUUAAAUAGUGAAUAAAUAAAUAAGGAAUUUGUCUAAAUAGUUUAAUUUAAAUAAAUUCUUCAAAAUGUAUUUUCGUUUAACACAUGACACUUUGAAAUCGUCUACAAAAUCAACAACUUCGUCAUCGUCGUCUAGAAGAAGAGCAGCAGUUGCUUUUAACAAUCAACGUUUCACGUGCUCAAAUAUGCCACAGACAGUGUUGCUGAUAUUCUGUUGCAUGUGUAUAACAUUAACCGCGUGUCUGGAGGAAGACUGUAUUGAUUUUCAAGGUAAUUCGGUAAAUCACGGCAUGCUAUAUGUACCAGGGCCAGGUGUGUGCAGUCUAUGUGUGUGUUACCACUCGGAGCCAUUGUGGUGCAAAGCAAUUUACUGUGAUCCCCCCUACUUUUGUAAAAACUUUCGAGUUGGAGAGAGAUGUUGUGAAUUUGAGUGUUUAGAUCCACCAGGUGAAGAUAACAAAUAUCAGGAACGUAUGCGUAAAAGAGCUGAAAUUUUAGCAGGCAAUAGUACGGCUUCACCGACUCUUAGUCCAUUGGCGGUUUCCACCUUAAUGUUAACAUUCUUGGGCAACUCGUUUCUCAACUUAUAACUUGAGCCAAAUUAUAAGAAAUUCAAUUUUUAAUUAGAUAAAUUCAAUUCAAAUUAUUUAGGACCAGUUUUUUAGUCUUAAUUAACAACAACAACAACUAAACAAAAAAAAACUCAACAACAAAUUAAUUUUAGUCAACAAAUUUGAAAUUUCAUGGCACUGAAGAACUGGACCUUUAAUGUAAAAAUUAAAAUAAUAUAAAAAAAGAACAAUUAAACCAAAAACUCCCAAAAGAAAUUGUUAUAAAUGAAAUUCUUUAUAAAUAAAAUAAAUAAUUUAAUAAAAAUCCCAAACAGAAAUAAAACCUACUUAGCGAUAGUUAACUUUUAAUUAGCACACUUUUUUAUAUAAAUACAAUACCAAACAGAAUUAAAUCUUAAAAUUAAAAUAAAAAAUAAAAAAAACUUUUUAAAAUUUCAUAUAUUUAAUAAUUUCCAAAAUAAAUAACAAAAAUCCUUGAAACAAGUACGAAUAAAAUAACAGCAACAAAUAAUAUGAUUAACAGAACUGUUUAAAACAAAUUAUUAAAAUUAAAAAUAACAAAAUAAAUCAAAUGUAACCAAUUUAUGAUGAUAAUGAUAAUAAUUUUAAUAGUAGACUAAAAACCAAACGAAAUAAAGAAGAAAAUAAAAACAUAAAUGAGAAAAAAAUUUUAAAAUUUAAUAUUAAAAGUCAACAAAAACUAAUCUAACAACAAUUUCAAAGAAUUCUUUAAAGAAUAGACAGACUAUAAUGCAAAAAAAAAAUAAAAAAAAAAUAAAUAUAAAUAUCUAAUACAACAAGGAAAUCAACUACUACUGUGCGACAAACAUUCAAACAUUCAAAUAUUACAAACACUGUAGUAGAUUAAAUAUUAAAAACCUUCACAAAAACUAGGGGUACUUACAGGUUGUUAUUCAUAUAAUUAAAGUGAUAUUUUAAUAAUCAGAUCUUUUGUGUUUUUAACAAUACACUUAAAUCUUGCCAGUUAUGAAUUACAAUAAAAUCAUUAAAUGUUUAAAAUCUAGAUAAAAUUCUUAUGAAAAUACCACCAUUUUGUUAAAUUUAAACUGCCGCAUUAAUGAAAAAAAACAUUUUAAUGACCUAAUAAUCUAGUUAAAGUUAUGGGUCGAUAUAAUGGCUGACAAACGUACAUCAGUUGUGUGGUCAGAGGGCAAUCACAAAUUUCCCAACAGAAAAUGAUAGAUGCCAGUUGUCAUCUGUGAUACCAUUUUGGAAACUGACAACGCAACUUUAGUUCGGUUGCCAUCCAUAAUAGACCCAUUAAAUAUUUCAAAACAUAUUUACUACUAACGUUUAGAUUUGCCGCCUGAUUCAGAAACACGAAAGGAAAACAAUUGAGAGGAUCCAUGUGAAAGCGGACAGCUGUCGGAUUUAUCAUCUCCGAUUUUAAUAAAAAUUUACCACAUACAAUAUGUUCAUCAUAUCAGUGGCUUUUUCAAUGGAAACUCAUUCCGAUGUAAAAAUAUCGCGAUUUAAAAAUUGAAAAAUUUGUUAAAAUUGUCUAAAAUUAUAUAUAACUUUGUAACUACUCAAAGUCCAACAUAAUUUUUGAUUCCAUUUUAAAGGCAAAGCUAUUGUCCUUAGAAUGUUGUGAAUAAAAUUGUUUACUUCCAAAAGGUUAAAGGUCAAUAUUCGGAGUAUAUAUUUCAUUGUAAAAAAUAUCAAAGAUCGCGGUGUUAAAAAUUAAUAAAGAACACAGUAUGAGGACACCUAAACUCUCUACUAUAUACUAAAUUCGAUGGAGACUCGAUUAGUUCAUGAGUUAUAAAGAUAAACGUUAUUAAAAGUAACUUGUGUUUUAACAUAUAAAUUGAAAUUGAUUCAAUUGUGUUCUGUUUUCUAUUUGCUUAAAUUUUUAUAUGAAUUUAUAUGAAAAAGCGCACUUAUAAUAAAGUUUUUCUUUAUAACUCCUGAACUAAUCGAGUAUCCAUAGAAAUUAUUUUGCACGAAUAUAGUAGAGAGUUUAUGUGUCCUCAUAGUAUGUUCUUUUUCAAUUUUUAAUACAGCGAUCUUUGAUAUUUUUUGCAUUGAAACAUAUACUCCGAAUUACAAUAUAUGUGUAAUUUUUUUUUGAAUCGGAACACAAACGAAGAAAUAGGGUCAUUUUAAAAUGUAACAUACCCGAGGGGUCCUACUUUGAGGACCCUUGGUCGCGCUCCUAGUGGGCCCAUGAGGUCCAAGUUCAAAACUUAAACUCGACAACACAUCCUCUUUGUGUAUGCAAAAUUUUAUUCUUACCGUUUAGAAGUUACAUAUUUAUUUCCCUCUAUUUUGUUUCUAUGCCACUGUGCAACGUUGCAAGACACUGUUGUUAUAGAAUUUCUGAACAUUUUUCUGACAAUAU
Calliphora vicina (urban bluebottle blowfly) is the source of this 3387-nucleotide messenger RNA. RefSeq lists its product as uncharacterized. The transcript has 5 exons. The record is from RefSeq and is a predicted model, not a curated record. Gene Ontology annotation, cellular component: membrane. Lineage: Eukaryota; Metazoa; Arthropoda; Insecta; Diptera; Calliphoridae. The coding region runs from base 516 to 1040 and encodes 174 amino acids.